Messenger RNA from Striga hermonthica, 2178 nucleotides. The record is from the annotation of a GenBank genome assembly. NCBI's taxonomy places the organism in Eukaryota, Viridiplantae, Streptophyta, Magnoliopsida, Lamiales, Orobanchaceae.
AUGGAGCCGCGCAUUUUAGCGGUCAAUAAACCUCCUCCGACCCUCUAUGCGAUACCCAGAGGAUUUCAGAACCGCCGCAUUAGCUGCGGUCGUCGCCGCGUCUUCACACCGGCCGCCUGCCGCCGCUCCUCCACAGAGUCCGGCGGUGAGGCGUCCCGACCCAGGCGGCGAGAUGUUCUCAUCACUCCCUUCCUCGCCGCCGCAGCUCAUUACGCUCUCCGGUCGUCUGCGGCGGCGAAGGCCGAUGAGAAUCUGGCUCCGGAAUUAGGGGAACAAGCAGGAGAUCCGCCGCUGCCGGAGGAGGAAGAGGAGAUAAGCUCGAGGAUAUACGACGCGACAGCAAUCGGGGAGCCGCUGGCCCUGGGGAAGGAGAAUCGGAAGAAAGUGUGGGAGAAGAUGAUGUGCGCGCGGGUUGUGUACCUUGGAGAGGCCGAGCAGGUUCCGGUUCGAGACGAUAAGGAGCUAGAGCUUGAGAUCGUGAGGAAUUUGAGGAGGAGAUGCGCGGAAGCUGACCGGCCAAUUGCUUUGGCUCUGGAAGCUUUUCCCUGCGAUUUGCAGGGGCAGCUCGAUCAGUUGAUGGAUAAGAGGAUUGAUUUUGGGGCCUUAAAAUCCCGCGUAACACAUUGGUCGCCCCAGCUUUGGCAAGAAUACGAGCCUCUACUGACUUUCUGCCUUGAUAAUCGGGUUCGCUUGAUUGCCUGUGGUGUGCCACUUGAGGUAUUACGAACAGUUCAAUCAGAAGGAGUCCGUGGGCUUUCUAAAGCCGAUCGUUCGGAAUUCGCUCCUCCAGCUGGCUCGGGUUUCAUCUCAGGCUUCCCUUCCAUUUCCAAACGAUCCUCUCUAGUGAAAAACUUAUCCAGCCAAUCAGCUCCUUAUGGCCCCAGGUCGUACCUUUCUGUUCAAGCCAGAGCUGUCGAGGACUACACGAUGUCCCAGAUAAUCUCGCGAGCCGUGACAGAUGGUGGGCCCACUGGAAUGCUAGUGGUGGUGACAGGUGCCAGCCACGUGGCAUACGGGUCGAGGGGAACCGGGCUGCCAGCUAGGAUUUCGAGAAAAUCGCCGAAGAAGAAUCAAGUGGUUGUGCUGCUCGACCCGGAAAGGCAGUACAUACGGAGAGAGGGUGAAAUCCCCAUGGCGGAUUUCUUGUGGUAUUCUGCCGCCAGGACUUGCAGCAGAAAUUGCUUUGAUCGAGCUGAAAUUGCUCGGGUUAUGAAUGCAGCUGGAAGGAGGAGGGAUGCUUUGCCCCAGGACCUACAAAAUGGUUUAGAUCUUGGCCUUGUAUCGCCAGAGGUUCUCCAAAAUCUUUUCGAUCUGGAGCGAUAUCCUAUUAUCUCAGAAUUGACGAGUCAUUUCCAGGGAUUCAGGGAGAGGCUAUUAGCUGAUCCGAAAUUUCUUAACCGACUAGCCAUAGAAGAAUCCAUCUCAAUAACUACCACCCUCCUCGCACAGUACGAAAGGCGAAAGGAGAAUUUUUUCGAAGAACUCGAUUAUGUCAUAACGGAUACAGUGAGGGCAACAAUCGUCGAUUUUUUCACUGUCUGGCUUCCGGCCCCAACAUUAUCUUUCCUCAACUAUGAUGAUAAUAUUAAUACCUCAGCUAAUGGCAUGAAUGCAUUAAAGGGCCUUCUUGGGUCCAUUCCGGACAAUGCUUUCCAGAAAAAUAUUGGCGGGAAGGACUGGAAUUUGAGUCAAAGGGUUGCCUCGGUGAUUGUUGGUGGUCUUAAGCUGGCUGGUGUCGGAUUUAUUUCGAGCGUUGGUGCAGUGGGCUCGAGCAAUUUGCUGUAUGCCAUCCGGAAGCUUCUCAACCCGACGUUUGGUAGCGGGCAGCUGAAUAAACGGUCCCCUGUACUGAAAACAGCAGUCGUGUAUUCGUCUUUUCUUGGGUUUUCGGCUAACCUGCGUUAUCAGAUCAUUGCAGGAAUAGUGGAGCAUAGGCUUUCAGAUAAGUUCUCUGAUCAGCCAUUGAUCGUAAAUAUGAUAUCAUUCGUGGCUCGAACGAUAAACUCUUACUGGGGAAACCAGCAAUGGAUCGAUCUGGCAAGAUAUACAGGAGUACAGUCUCGUAAAAAUGAAGAAGUUAGCUUUCAAACUCAAGAUCCUUCAACUGCUGCCGCAUUAGAAUGCAAUGGCGUAAAAGAUAAUGACAUUGAUGAGACGAACAAGAACAAGACAGUGUGA